Messenger RNA from Dentiscutata erythropus, 1017 nucleotides. The record is from the annotation of a GenBank genome assembly. Lineage: Eukaryota; Fungi; Glomeromycota; Glomeromycetes; Diversisporales; Gigasporaceae.
AUGCCUGAGCUUCCCGAAGUUCAUCGCGCCGAAAGAGCGUGCAAUGCUAAAUUAGUUGGAAAAAAGAUCGUUAAUGUUGAAUCGCAAGAAGACAAUCUUGUUUUUUUUGAUAUGACAAACAAAGAAUUUGAAAAGAGACUACUGAAUAAAAUUGUUGUAGAUACGGGACGAUGGGGGAAAUAUUUUUAUUUUUUACUUAAUGAAGGUCCACACGUUGUUAUGCAUUUUGGAAUGACUGGAGACAUUCGUGUAUAUAUUAAUGUUAAUAUUUUGCCAUCUAAGGAUGAUCCAAAAGAUUGGCCUCCUCGUUUCUGGAAAUUCACAAUUACUCUUGUGGAAUUAUCAAAUUCAUCUUCACAAACUUCACAAAACAUAGUAAUGGCAUUCACUGACAAGCGAAGAUUGGCAAGAAUACGUCUUGUUAAUUCACCUUUACAAGAUCUUCCAAUAUCAAAACUUGGUUUUGACCCUAUAUUAAAUAUGCCAGAUAGACAAACAUUUAAGGAAAAAACUUUAAAGCGUCAUUGCCCUAUCAAAGCAUUAUUACUAGAUCAAUCAUUCUCAGCUGGCGUUGGAAAUUGGAUAGCAGAUGAAGUACUUUAUCAGUCGCGCAUACACCCGGCACAAUAUGCGAAUACAUUAAGUGAUGAACAGAUUACAGCAUUGCAUGAGAAUUUGAUAUAUGUUUGUCAAACUGCUGUAGAAGUUAAUGCAGAUGCUAGUUUGUUUCCUUCUUCUUGGCUAUUUCAUUAUAGAUGGGGUAAAGGAAAUAAAGCAGGUGCAUUUAUGCCAGAUGGUGAAAAGAUUUUGUUUGAAACUGUUGGUGGUAGAACUAGUGCAAUUGUACCGAGCGUGCAAAUUCUAAUUCAAAGUGCGUCAAAAAGUGACAGUUCUUAUACAUCAAAUGACUUGAAUGUCAAAAAGUCAACACGUCAGAAGCGAUCUACAAUAGGUGAAAAUUUAAAAUCCGAAAACUUGGUCAAGGUCUCUUCAACUAAACGUCGACGAAAAUCGUAA